AAUUGCUUUAGUUGCAACAAUGGGCAUAAAAGAUAUGAAUCGAAAGGGCAUCCUGAUAAAUGUGGCAGUUUUUGUGGGGUUUCUCAUCCUGUGUAUGGGUGGUGGUGGACUAAUGGGUGCAAUUACUCGAAAUGAUUUUGGAGACAGCUCAGAAUGGUACACGAAACUUAUAAAGCCUAGUUUCAACCCUCCCAGCUACUUAUUUGGUAUUGUAUGGCCAAUUCUCUAUUUGCUGAUGGCUAUUUCAGCUUUUGCUGUGUGGACCAAGACAGGAAUAACAAAAGAGCCUGCUCCUUUGGUUAUAUUUUUCAUACAACUAGCGCUAAACUUUCUCUGGACUUUGAUAUUUGGCAAAGCAAAAGACUUAUUGGCGAGUUUGGUAGAGAUCGUGGUUUUGUGGUUUGCUAUCGUCCUGACAAUACUGCAAUUCUGGAAAUUCAGCAGAGGUGCAGCUCUGUGCUUGGUACCAUACCUGGCGUGGGUGACCUUUGCUACUGCUCUUAACUACAAAUUGUUCGAAUUGAACCCUGAAGCUUUUAGUAGUUGGGACGGUUUGAAACCGGAGUUAUAAAUCUCAGAAUUACAAGCAUUUGUUGAGAUACUAGUGCUUAUAGUCUUCAUAGUACUGACCAUGGUGUUUUUCGCCCGGGUAAAAGGUAGAGCUUGGACCCCUCUACUUCUACUACCCUAUCUCGCGUGGGUAUGUUUCGCUACUGCACUCAAUUGGAAUCUGUAUGCUCUCAAUAAGGAGGGUGAUGAAUAGAAUACAUAAUGAUAAUUAUUCAGAUAUGACUAUGAGUUCAAUUCAAUUUUUACUUUAACUUGACACUCGAAUAUUGUAACUUUUUUAACAUUCCAGAUUUGUAGUCGAUAAUCCGGGUAGUUAAAUUGAUUGAAUAAAAUGAGUUAUGUAUUGACAUGUUUUUAAUUACCUUUGACCUUGUAAUAACAUAUAUUAACUUGCUUUUUUAUUUCCAGUGCAUGUUUUAAUGGAUGUAAAAGCUGUUUAUUGGCAUUCCGUGACCUUUUGCAAUGCAUGAUAUCUUUAAACAGCUCUCCAAUGCCAAUAUCCGUGUGUGUGUGUGUGUGUGUGUGUGUGUGUGUGUGUGUGUGUGUGUGUGUGUGUGUGUGUGUGUGUAGAAAGAACUAAUUUAGAUAUCGGCAUGGGCUUAAGUUUUUUUCCUUUUUUGAGGUCAACUUAAAAAUGAAUCGAUUAUUUGUGUUUGUUAGACGGGGUUGGCAUUGAGAUCACAGAGUUGAGAGUACCCUGAUUUGAAGUAGCCAAAAUAUUAAUGAUUAGUAAA
This is a messenger RNA of Bolinopsis microptera, 1304 nucleotides long. RefSeq names its product tryptophan-rich protein TspO-like. The record is from RefSeq and is a predicted model, not a curated record. Gene Ontology annotation, cellular component: membrane. The transcript is spliced from 5 exons. Lineage: Eukaryota; Metazoa; Ctenophora; Tentaculata; Lobata; Bolinopsidae. The coding region runs from base 20 to 571 and encodes 183 amino acids.